AUGGAACUAAACAAAGCACACACCAAAGGCACGAAUUCCUGCGAUGAGCCUUCAGGCGACAAGGCACAGGUCAAUGACUCGUCUACCAAUACUGGGCAGUCUCCCAGGGCCAGUGGUAAUAUUACGGAACCCGUGACGCCAUUAAGGAAGGACGAAGAUGAGGAAGGACAGCCUUUGACUCCCCGCAAUGAGCCUUCAAUCAAUGAAGAGGAAGGCAAUGAACCGUCUACCAGUCACGAUAUGAUGGCGAUCAUGGCAGCAACGGUGCAUGGUGACAGAGAGGGACAGGAUGGCAAUACCACGGCCAAGGAGGAGGCUGCUAGGGAUUAG
This is a messenger RNA of Ilyonectria robusta, 330 nucleotides long. RefSeq lists its product as uncharacterized. Bases 1 to 330 code for a protein of 109 amino acids. Lineage: Eukaryota; Fungi; Ascomycota; Sordariomycetes; Hypocreales; Nectriaceae. The transcript has a single exon. The record is from RefSeq and is a predicted model, not a curated record.